Messenger RNA from Phanerochaete carnosa HHB-10118-sp, 906 nucleotides. RefSeq lists its product as uncharacterized. Lineage: Eukaryota; Fungi; Basidiomycota; Agaricomycetes; Polyporales; Phanerochaetaceae. The record is from RefSeq and is a predicted model, not a curated record. Bases 1 to 906 code for a protein of 301 amino acids. The transcript is spliced from 17 exons.
AUGUUACCGCUGAGCAGACUUUUCGGUAUCACGAGUGUGCAAGUUUACGUCUACUUUCACCGAAAUCCUCGCGAUAGUGACCUGAUGAGACGAACGAUAUUCUUCCUAUGGGUUGUUGACGGUCUUCAUCUCGCGUUUACCUCACAUAGCGUGUACUACUAUUCCGUAACAAAUUUCAUGAAUCCGCUUGCCUUGACACAGUGUCCAUGGAGCUUUGCAGUGGAUGUUGUCUUCGGAGACCUCAGUGAGGUGAUAGUGACUGCAAUCUUUGCAUACAGGAUAUACAAGUUCAGUGGAAAGCUUUGGGCGUUUAUAUUUAUUAUGCCACCCGCUCUUGUCGGCUUCGCUGGUGCUUUAGCCAUCGGCAUAUUUGCUCGCGAAGUCCCUGAUUAUACCGAGUUUAACCGCCGAUAUGCCUGGAUUUGGUAUGCUACAUUUAGCAUUCAGGCCUUCACAGAUUGCGCCAUCGCGGCUGCGCUCUGCACGAUGCUUAUCAGGCGUCGCACGGGCUUCAAGCGGACCGACUCGCUCAUUCGUACGCUCAUCCUCUACAGCAUAAACACAUGCGCAUUAACAAGUUCCGUGGCCAUUGCCUCUGUCAUCACAUACGCCGCCAUGCCGCACAAUUUUGUCUUCAUCGCCUUUGCCAUGGUUCUGCCGAAACUGAUGCUCAACUCUCUGCUUGCACUGCUUAAUUCGCGCGACAUGCACGCUGGUCAGGCCAUCUCUGUCCAUCUCUCGAAGCUCGCGAGCAUCCUCGGGCGUUCGGGCACAUCGGACGGCUCGCAGGCCGUCUGCAGCAUGCCGGACGGGGUCGCCAAGGACCAGGACGUUGAGAUCCCUGGGCGCGUCGUCGAUGCCUCGUUCGAUUCGGAGUCGCAGGCCUCGCGAAGCGCUCUCAUCUGA